Molecule: messenger RNA, 4419 nt
Organism: Colletotrichum costaricense
Lineage: Eukaryota; Fungi; Ascomycota; Sordariomycetes; Glomerellales; Glomerellaceae
Product: phosphoribosylformylglycinamidine synthase
Exons: 2
Biological process (GO): 'de novo' IMP biosynthetic process
Molecular function (GO): phosphoribosylformylglycinamidine synthase activity
Source: RefSeq, a predicted model, not a curated record
AUUUGUCGCGGUGAAUGCGCAAAAUGCGGGAGAGCCACUCCACCGCCACAAAAUAAGUCUAGUGCCCCGCGCCUCCAGUCGACGAGAGAAAAAAAAAAGUCACCAACGCCUCCGAUUUUCAUUAUCGGCCGCCUAUCUGCAGCUGCCCCACCAAAAUUUCAAAAUCACCCCGCCAUCUCGGAGCGGAAGACUCACAAGAUGCCGCCGCCUAAAAACUUAUCUCUAUCGCCAACCCGACAUCCACGAACGCCGGGCGAGACUUCCUUUUUGAUCGAAGGCCGCUCUCCGUGUCCUACGCCCACUGUAGGCAGAAUGGAGUUUCUCACCCUCGUUGGCCAGGAGGCCUACACCACCAAGCAGGCCGAAGAGCUCAAGACGCGCAUCAACAAGCUCGACGCUGCGUCAAACAAGGUCGUCAGCGUUGCCGGCAUCUGGGUCUACUACGUUCACCUCAAGAACAGUGACAACAACCUCAUUGUCCAGCAAAAGCUGACAAAAUGGCUCGGCCUGCCCGACCAGACAAUCGCUCAGAUUGCCGCCAACACUGAUAUCCAGAAAACUUACUACAUUACCCCGCGGAACAUCUCGCCUUGGUCUUCAAAGGGAACCAGCAUCACUCACGUCUGCGGUCUCGCAGACAACAUCGACCGUAUCGAGCGCGGCAGGGCCAUCACCCUCACCUUUGAGAACCCCGUCUCUGAAGAUGAGAUCGCCUUCAAGGAUGUCGUCUACGACCGUAUGACUGAGACAAUUGGCCUGUCGCGCCCCGAUCUUUCCGCCAUGUUUAUUGAGGGCCAGCGAUUCCCAUUGGAGAUUGUCGACAUUCUGGGUGACGAUGUUCAGAACGCCGAUGCCGCAAAGGCUGUUGAGACUCUCAAGUCGUACAACAAGCAAUUCGGCCUGGCUCUCGACGACUCUGAGAUUGAGUACCUCGUCCAGGUCUUCAAGAACCUUGGACGCAACCCCCACGAUGUGGAGCUUUUCAUGUUCGCUCAGGUCAACUCGGAGCACUGCCGCCACAAGCAGUUCAACGCCAACUGGACCAUUGAUCAGCAGCGCAUGGGCAAGAGUCUCUUCGAGAUGAUCAAGAACACCCACAAGUCCAACCCCGAGUACACAGUCUCCGCCUACAGCGACAACGCCGCCGUUCUCCAGGGUGAGACUGCCAGCUUCUGGGCCCCCGAUUACUCCACCGGCAGCUGGAAGCUCACCAAGGAGGUCGUCCACGUCCUCGUCAAGGUUGAGACACACAACCACCCCACCGCUAUUUCACCUUUCCCUGGUGCCGCCACUGGUGCCGGAGGUGAGAUUCGUGAUGAAGGUGCCGUCGGCAGAGGCUCUGCUCCCAAGGCCGGUCUCUGUGGUUUCUGGGUCUCUGACCUGUUGAUCCCGGACGAGAAGGCCCCUUGGGAGGUUGAUCUGGGUAAGCCCGCUCAUUUCGCUAGCAGUCUCGAUAUCAUGCUCGAGGCCCCUAUCGGUAGCGCUCGCUUCAACAACGAGUUCGGAAGACCUUGCCUUCUCGGCUGCUUCCGCACUCUCCUGACCAACGUCGGCAAGGAGGAGUCCCCAGAGUGGCGCGGAUACCACAAGCCUAUCAUGAUUGCUGGUGGUGUUGGAACAGUCCGUCCUCAACACGCCCUCAAGGAGCUCGGUGACGUCCACGACGGUGCCCAUGCCAUCGUUCUCGGCGGUCCUGCUAUGCUCAUCGGUCUCGGUGGAGGAGCUGCCUCCUCCAACGACUCCAGCGAGGCCACUGCCGAGCUCGACUUCGCCAGUGUCCAGCGCGGCAACCCUGAGAUGGAGCGCCGCGCCCAAAUGGUCAUCGACACCUGCGCCGCUCUCGGCGACCAGAACCCCAUUGCCAUGAUCCACGAUGUCGGUGCUGGUGGUCUGUCCAACGCUCUCCCCGAGCUCGUCAAGGAUGCUGGCUUCGGCGGCAAGUUCGAGCUGCGUCAGGUUCACAGCGCGGACAGCAGCUUGAGCCCCUUGCAAAUUUGGUGCAAUGAGGCCCAGGAGCGUUACGUCCUGCUCGUCAAUAAGGAGAAUAUUAACCGUUUCGUCAGCAUCUGCCGUCGUGAGCGAUGCCCCUUUUCCGACGUGGGAACCGUUGCCGCCCAGGACGCACAAGGCAACGCCAAGUUGACUCUCAGUGACCGCGACUCACCCGAGCAGCCGAUGCCCAUUGACCUGCCUUUCAACGCCCUCUUCCCUCCCGGCCGCCGUCUUGAGCGUGUCGUCGAGUCCCGCAGAUUGGACCUCCCCGCAUUCAACGCUGCUGAGGCCCUCGCUGCCGCCGGUGCCGCUGAGGCCACCAACACCGCCGGCCUCAUCACCGCCGCCACUGAGCGCGUGUUCCGCAUGCCCGCCGUCGGCUCCAAGUCAUUCCUCAUCACGAUUGGUGACAGAACCGUCGGAGGUCUGUCCAUCCGUGACCAGAUGGUCGGUCCCUGGCAGACUCCCGUCGCCGACUGCGCCGUCACGGCAACCUCAUUCAGUCUUGACUCUAAGACUCGCACUGGUGAAGUCAUGGCCAUGGGCGAAAAGCCCCAGUUGGCUCUCAUUUCUCCCGCAGCGUCGGCUCGCAUGGCCGUCGCCGAGAGUCUGCUCAACCUCGGCGCUGCUGACAUCCUGGGCCGCCUCGACCGUGUGAAGCUGUCAGCCAACUGGAUGGCCGCCGUCAACCACCCUGGCGAAGGUGCCGGUCUCUAUGAGGCCGUCCAAGCCAUUGGUAUGGAGCUGUGCCCUCAGCUCAAGAUCUCUAUCCCCGUCGGCAAGGACUCUACCUCCAUGAAAGCAUCGUGGAAGGACCGCGAGUCUGGCGAGGCAAAGAGCGUCACAGCACCCAUGUCCGUCAUCAUCACGGCCGUCACCGUCGUCGAGGACGUCCGCAACACAUGGACCCCUCAGCUGCGCCGCGUCGAAGACGUCGGUGAGACGAUUCUUAUCUACGUCGACCUCGCCGAGGCCAAGAAGGCCAUGGGCGGCUCCGCCCUGGCGCAAUCAUUGGGACAGAUGGGCAACGAGGCACCGGACGUGCGCAACGUGGAUCUCAUUACGGACUACUUUGAUGCUCUGCAGCAACUACACAAGAGCGGCGUCGUUCUCGCCUACCACGACGUCUCGGACGGCGGUCUCCUGACCACCGUCGCCGAGAUGAUGUUCGCCGGCCGUUGCGGCGCCGACCUCAUGCUCGACGGCAUCGCCAAGUCCGGCUCCCCCAACGACAUUCUCGAGGCCCUCUUCCACGAGGAGCUCGGGGCCGUCUUCCAGGUCCGCAAGGAGGACGAGACCAACUUCAAGCGCUGCUUCGCCACUUGCGGUCCUCCUCCCGGCCUCGUCCGCACGUUCGGUGUCGUCCAGCCCAAGGGCAACCAGACCCUCAACAUCCGCUACGGCGGCCACACCCCCAUCGUCAGCCUUGACCGCGCCGAGAUGCAACAGUGGUGGUCGAGGACGUCGUACGCCAUGCAGAGGGAGAGAGACAACCCGGCGUGCGCAGAUAGCGAGUACGCCAUCGUCUCCGACUCGGCCGACCCCGGUCUGUCGUACAACCUUACCUUCUCUCCGUCAGAGAACAUCAUGCCCCUGACGGCCUCCCUCGGCAGCCUCCUCCGCAAGGCACCUCGCGUCGCCAUCCUGCGUGAGGUCGGCGUCAACAGUCACAAGGAGAUGGCCUUUGCCUUCAAGGCCGCCGGAUUUGACCCCAUCGAUGUUCACAUGUCCGACGUCCUCGCAGGCCGCUCACUCGCCGACUUUGUCGGUGUUGCGGCCGGCGGUGGCUUCUCCUACGGCGACGUCUUUGGCGCCGGCGUUGGUUGGGCCCAGUCCAUCCUCGAGCAUAAGCACGCCCGCCAGGAGUUUGAAAACUUCUUCAAGAGACCCGACACCUUCGCCCUGGGCGUCUGCAACGGCUGCCAGAUGAUUACCCGUCUCAAGGAGUUGAUCCCGGGUACCGAGAACUGGCCCACGUUCGUCGAGAACGCCAGCAGGCAGUUCGAGGCGCGCUUCGCCAUGGUCAAGAUUGACGAGUCCCGCGCCGCCACGCCCUCCGUCUUCCUCCACGGCAUGGACGGCUCGUCCUUCCCCAUCGCCGUCUCCCACGGCGAGGGUCGCGCCUCCUUCUCCAACCCCAACGCCCUCGAGGACCUGAGCGGCGAGGGCCUCGUGCCUCUCCGCUACGUCGACAACCGCCUCAAGGUCGCGGAGCCGGAAGCCUACCCGUACAACCCGAAUGGCAGCCCUGGCGGCGUGGCUGGCGUCAGGAGCAGGGACGGCAGGGUCUUUGCCCUCAUGCCCCAUCCCGAGCGGACCAUCAUGGCGGACGUCGGCAGCUACGUCCCCACGGAGCAGGUCGAGGGUUGGGGAGAGUUCGGCCCGUGGGUCAGGAUGUUCAAGAGCGCCAGACGCUGGGUGGGCUGA